Molecule: messenger RNA, 5566 nt
Organism: Cylas formicarius (sweet potato weevil)
Lineage: Eukaryota; Metazoa; Arthropoda; Insecta; Coleoptera; Brentidae
Gene: ITP
Product: ion transport peptide-like
Exons: 3
Coding region: 5047-5532 (161 amino acids)
Biological process (GO): circadian rhythm
Cellular component (GO): extracellular region
Molecular function (GO): neuropeptide hormone activity
Source: RefSeq, a predicted model, not a curated record
GUUUGCGCAUGCGCGAGUUUGCAGUUUCCAGUGUGAUUGUGACCCUAGAAAAUGGCUCAAUGUUCAAGUUAGUGUAUCAAGUUUCCCAAUAAAUAAUAAUAAAAUAUUUACUUACCUUCACAAAAUGGUUCAAAAUUUAUGAGAAUCAAGUCGCAUGCAAAAUGACAUUUUCCGCCCGCUAGAUCGGUGUAUAUUUUACAGAAGGGAGUAAAAACACGUAUUUCGUUUUUGACUUGGUAUUUGACUUAACAACGCGCAAUAAAUUCGUUGUUUUUUAUACUUUAAUGGUCUAAUAGUCUAAUCUAUCGUUUUUCUUCCUGUUCGUACAUCAUAGGAAUAAGCGUUACAUUUGUAACCGCUCUAAACAACUAAUCGGAUUCAUGCCAAACCCGUCUCUUCAAUGUAUCAGUCACGUCUUCUGACUUCUCUAUUUUUUACCUCUAUAAUGUUUUAUUGUUUGAGUUUUUUUUCAAUUGCAACGUACGGGCGCGGCAGUAUAUCUGCCAUAACGUACUCUGUUUGGCGGGCGCAACCGGUGUGUCCCAUUCUCUUAUACGGUAACCGACCGGCACCUCUUUAUGCGACACGCGAAGAGAAAAAUCCACACGAUAAGAUCUUUAUGCUUUCUGCAAAGAAAUUCUCGUCGUUCUACGUAUAGCCGGGUUCCCACGCCUACGGUUCAAUUCGUGAGACCAACGGAUUUAUUACCGCGCACAUAAUAUACCGGGCGAUGGGUGACUCAUGUACCAACGUGUCACAAAAAAUCGGUUAGACAGUAAGGAAACUCUUGAAUUAUUUUUUCAAUAUAACUUAAAAGUUUCCUCUACCCUUAAUACAGAGUUCAUACGUAAAGCGUGUAAAAAAGCUGAAAUCCAAUUUGUGUAAGGAUAAUUAAAUAUUUAAGAAUAACAACAGUUAAUGUUUAGGGCUCCUGUAGCUGGGGUCAAUAACUUUGGAACUUGGAAAAUGUUUUACGUGUUGUGAUUUGUAAACGACAACUUUGUGAAUAGAGACAACGAGUAUCUAACAAAUUAAUGUAAACGACCUUUGGAAUUCAUUAUAAUUAUUGUUAAUGUAUAUAACUUGAAUAAUUUAUAAAGUGAAUUUGCAAAAUCUUGUCUAUAAGUACGUAUUAUGAAUUAAUAUACUUACCACAAAAUAGUUUAUUAUAUUUCUAAGUACUUAAGAGAAUUGCUUAAUAAAACUUUGCAUCUAAUAGAGAAGUUCUAUUUCUCACAGUAUGUUUAGUUUAACUUUUAAAUGCGGUACACAGUCCAGGAAUAAGCACCAAAAUCAAGGAUCACUUAAAAUUAAUUUAUUCAUUAUAAAUAACAAUGUUGAAUAGACAGUUGACAAUAAUAUGCAAAUGAUCGUAAACUUAACGACUAAAUUUUCCGACCAACUCUUAACUGAUACUAAAUUUUCCGUUUUUAAACAGAAAGUUGUGUGGCGAGCCCGCCAGCCCUGUACAUAGAUAUAAGGAGUUGGUUAGUUAAACAAAUUGAAACCACAGUUCACUGUAUCGCCACAGAUUGUGGCAUUGCAUCGGAAUUUUCCUGUGAAUUGGCAACAAUUCGGGGGCUGAAAAUUGAAAUAAGCGCGACUCUCCGCGACCUGCGAAUAACGCGUGGCAAAGAGUGCCCGCGAAACAAGACGUACUAGUCACGUGAAGGCGCGCGCACAGCCGCAACCGCCGACCGCGAUCGAGAGAGAGGCUCGGCUCGGCGAGCGCCAUGCUGUCUGUCCUAAACGACCUUGAUUGUUUCCUGCUCCCUGUCCGGUUCGAAUGUUGCUUUUUUUAAACGGCCGACCGAGCACACACACACACACAUUCACGCUCGCACGCACAGCAGAAACUCGCUGCACCAAGACUUUUUAAGGAAUUUCGCGACCGUAAGUAUUGUGCAUUGUGCGCACAAUACGAAGAAACUUGUGUCCGGGCGAGCAUAUUUUCGCGUAUACCGUCGUCGUUGCUCUAGGCCUAAAAAUAGACUCGGAUCUAAUGUUUUGUUUUUUUAUCGUUUUUGCGCGUCUGCUCCGGCGACUCGAUUAAAAUUCUCUCCGUGAUUUACAGAACGACUGAUUAUUGUGGAUGGCUGACGUCACGCUUGUAGCUCUUUUUUACCGUUUCUACUGUACGUUUGUUGAAAAACUCUUCACGAAGCCGGAAAUGUUUCCCGGGUGCGAUUUUAAAAGAAGAAGAAAACAAUGUCACGUGGCGACGCUUGUUUAAAGCGAACACGUGGCAAAUUUAAUGGCAACGUGAAUACAAUUUAAGUAUGUAAUUAUAAAUCGUGGGAACACUGGGAAACGCACAAACGGAAAUGCCGGAACAAAAGAAACUCUGCCUGCAGAGCUUUGAGUUGUAGGUCGUUAUAAAUAGGACAAAUAAGCAAUAAAUAGAAAUUUAACGAAUGCAUGCGAAAUGGCGAACCACAGCAUCAAAGAUCAUACAUUGAGAGAAUAGACGGUAACCUUGAUGUAUUUAUUAAGAAAUAAUGGAGGGCGAUUUUUGCUUUGGCCAGCGGUAGUAAAAGUACUACAUUCCCCAAUAUGUCGUCGGUACUGAUUUUGUAGUUUUUUUUUAAUAAAUUUAUAUUGAGGGCACAUUCUUGCCAAGACGGUGUAAGAGCUUAGAUGCCCGUAACAUACUCAAUUAUACAUAUUCUUAAAAUGUGCGUGGUGGUUUCCAUGCGAAUAACGUUUAAUUUUGCAGCUUGCAUGUACUAAUUUAAGCGACGGUUUUAUGACUUGGCAGCCGCAACUAUUAAAGCCGUCAAGUUUUAGCAACGUAAACUCCGAAAGCUUUUAGCGGCUGUUAAAUGGGAUUGUUUUCGACGUUUGUUAUUUUCCUGUGCUCACCGCAACCCAUUUUUCAACCUCCGUUUACCUUUAUGGCGUCCUACUCCUAAUGGAAAAUUCGGUCAGCUUCUACUAAGAUUUUUUUUACAAACAACGAACAACUGUCUACCCCACAAAAAAAAUCUGGCAGUUUAAUAUUUUAAUGCGAGUUUUUUUUUUGAGAAUAAUCGUCAGGAAUAUGAAUAUGAAUACGGACCGUAAACAGACCAUAAGCUUACCCAGCGCUUAGAUUACGACAAACUGCGAUUGCGUUUGAGACCUAAUAGGUAUUUUUUAUUUCGGUUUUGGUUAGUUUUUUGGCUAUUGGCUACUUGGCGGUGCUUUUGACCGCGCGCCAUCUAUCGGUCUUGAACCAGGAGUACGUCGCGGUGUCACCCGCACUGUCGAUUUCCGCGCAAAAAAAACAACGCUUGUUUUGCGCUGACGAAACUUCGAUCAAGUUGGCACGACAUAUAUCGUCCGCGCUUUUUGAUAUGCAAAUGUCGGCCGGUGCAGCUUGCAAUUAUACGGGAUGCGUAAUUGAUUUUUUCUGCAUUUACUGCACGUAACGAAACAGCGACUUGCCUAUUUUAACAAUCGCGACGUAUCCCGACCAUUGUUCUUUAUGUAAAUUUCGGAAUACUUUACGCCGAUCAGUAUUCAUGACGCGUUUUGUGCGAAUACGUACGUUUAUCUGACGUUUCGAUCGCUCGCGCGGCUGUUGCGUAGCUGACGAAACGCCGCUGCGGUGGGAUCGAGUAUAUCGCUGAAUUCUACCGUCGACUAAAUUCGAUAGGUCAAUUAGCAAAUGAGAUGCGAGGGAACUCACAACAUUUAAUGUUUAAUACUAGGCGAAUGCCCUUUGCUGCCUUGCUCAACGUGGAAUAAAUGUCAAAGAAAAAGAAGAAGAGAGUCAAUAACAGCCAAACGGUUCAACCUAAACUGUAAUGGUUCCGGCAACGCGAAAUAAUGAUUUUGUGAUGGACAUUUUAUUUGGAAGAAGAUGAGUAGUAAUGGGUAUUGUUUUCUUUGUCACUGAUAAGAGAUUGUUUUUUUAUAUUUCUUAAUGUUUAUACCUGUUUUGGGAUUUGAAGGGUAAAUCGCUUGCUAAAAGGUACUGCAUAUUUUGAAUAUCCUCCACGUUGUGUCAUAGAAUCGGUAUUUUGGUAUUCUUUUCCUAUUGAAUUAGUUGUCACAAAAAUUUAAAUUUUUCCGUACGUUGUUUGUUUUUUUUUUUAAAUAAUACGCAUCAUAUACCACACAACCAAUAACUUGAUUAAGCAUUAAAUAUGUACAUAUAUCAAUUAGUAUUCGCUUUUUUGAAGUUUCUUCAAAAGUUGGUUGAGUUUAACUUUCGUAUCAAAAGAAUAUAUUGUUUGAUUAUCAAAUAAAACCACGCAAAUGAUUUGAAACAGUAUUAUAUCAGUAAAUUAUAAAUGGGCAAGAAAAAGACAACAACACCCAUUACUAACCGCCUUUUUCUAUCACAAAAUUUGCAUUACUUUUGUAUUACGCCGUUGCGAGUCCACUGCCAUAGUAACAUAGUAACGGACGAAUUGUCCUGGGUUGGUUAGCUCAGCGUGUAAUAAAAGUUAAAGCAAUAGAUGACAGGUAGUCCUGACUAAGAAGUAACAGAAGGCAAAUAUGUUUUUUAUCUGUGUUAAGAAGAAAGGCGUUUCAAUAUUAUUGAACCGUGUCGUUUAAACGUAAACAAUUCCAUCUCUAAAAGACUCUUGCCGUACCGAACCAAUUGUCAGCGACGAUGUUUGCUGGCGAAAAAACGACGCAAAAACAAAGCAGACUAGUAAACACCACCGGUUCGUAACAGUACAGCUCGCAUUAUUAAUCAUAUCAGCCGCACAGAUCGUCAGUUUCAGCGCGGAAUGCGAUUAAUAUAAAACGUCACACAAGAAGCCAACAUCUGGCACCGAUUAUUAUUAUUAUUUAUUUCAUUCUAGAUUAAAGGAAAGUCACUGCGUGUAUCGUCCUCUCGCGCAUUAAAUUAUUGGGCGCGAUGGGAUCGCUAACGAGGCAUAGCUAUAAUUAUGAUAUUAAACAGUCGCGUCUCUUCGCGAAAGCGCCCGAAGGUACUAUCCGAUUGCGGAUCGCGGAUUAUAUAUUUACCCGUGGAACCGUGUUUUUACUACGCACGGACAGUCCUGUGCGGUGCAGAUACGACGGCAAAAAUAGCCCGAGUAUGCCUCAAUGAACGUGCGAGACAAUAUGACGAGGUAUGGUUUGGUUAAAGUGGCUUAUAAAGUACGACGGUUUCUAUCAAACAAGUUCCUGCAGAUGAAUCACCGAUCGUCGCAGCAGCAGCGCGGAAGCGGCAUUCGAGCGGUGUGGGCGUGUCUGGCUGUCGUCGCGCUGGUCGUGCAGGCUGCCCGAGCCGCUGGCACCCCCUGGCGGGAAACAGACGACGAAGAGCGUGGCAAGCCGCUGCUCGCUCACCAUCUCGGCAAACGUUCCUUCUUCAACAUCGAAUGCAAGGGCGUGUACGACAAGGUGAUCUUCGCGCGGCUGGACCGUAUCUGCGAAGACUGCUACAAUUUGUUCAGGGAACCCCAGCUACAUUCGCUUUGCAUGGCUCAAUGCUUCACGACGGAAUACUUCAGAGGAUGCGUCGAAUCUCUGCAGCUGGCCGAAGAAAUGCCCAAAUUUAGGAAAAUGAUCGAAUACCUGGCGAAAUAGAUGCGCCCAUUUGUGUCCUAUUAUUCUAGUCCCA